This is a messenger RNA of Peromyscus eremicus (cactus mouse), 1798 nucleotides long. It is a transcript of the gene Inip, whose product is annotated as INTS3 and NABP interacting protein. Bases 514 to 828 code for a protein of 104 amino acids. Gene Ontology annotation, biological process: DNA repair. The record is from RefSeq and is a predicted model, not a curated record. The transcript has 5 exons. Gene Ontology annotation, cellular component: nucleus; SOSS complex; nucleoplasm. Lineage: Eukaryota; Metazoa; Chordata; Mammalia; Rodentia; Cricetidae.
UGCGGACUAGCGGGCGAAGGGUUCUCACUUCCCGUUUGGUUUCGCCCACCUCGCCCGCGGGCAAGGGAAUCCUGGGACUCCCUGUCCCUUUCUCAAGGUGGUCCCGAUUCCCUUCACUGUUAGCCCGGCUUCGCUCACACUGUGCUCCAGCCGUGGGAGACGCGAUUCAUUCACACCCGGCAUCUGCUUCGAGCCCUUGUCUUUUGCUCAACAAUUAACUCUCUACUUCCGCAACCCUGUUCGCGCCUUGUUUUUGAGACAGGGUCUGGCCGCGUAGCCCGGGUUGGCCUGGUACUCUCGGUUCUUCUGCCUCGUCCUCCCGAAUGCUGGGAUUACCGCUAUUGUGCCGGCACGUUUUUAAAGAGCGCACUUGUUAAAUUGGUUCCCCCGGCCCCUCCCCCACCCCAAUGUGAUUGCUUGAAUGAAACACAAGGGCCGAGCUUAUCUUGUGAUUUCGAUGAUUGUAAAGUGCUGAUCAGUGGCCACUGAAUAGAAUUGAAACAGAAUAGGAAGAUGGCAGCAAAUCCUUCAGGACAAGGUUUUCAAAAUAAAAACAGAGUUGCGAUUUUGGCUGAACUGGACAAAGAAAAAAGAAAAUUACUUAUGCAGAACCAAUCUUCAGCAAGUCACCCUGGAGCUAGCAUCUCCCUCUCCAGACCCUCUCUUAAUAAGGACUUUCGGGAUCAUGCUGAGCAGCAGCACAUUGCAGCCCAGCAGAAGGCAGCUCUUCAGCAUGCUCACGCACAUUCAUCCGGAUACUUCAUAACUCAAGACUCAGCGUUCGGGAAUCUCAUUCUCCCUGUUUUACCUCGCCUUGACCCAGAAUGAAGACAGUGUCUGGAUAAAGGGACCUCGUACUAUCCAGUGGCAGAGCUCUCAUUCAGCUCUGUACAAACUGACUUUGGAAUUUUGGAGAACUUAGUUUUUGUUUCUUUAAAGAAAGGAAUAAGUGAGUGAGUGAGAAAGAAGGGAGCAGGGAUGCUGAGGACUUUGAAGCUCUAUGGCUGGCAGAGUUGGGUGUGCUGGCCGUGACUACGUUUUUUGUAUUACCAUUUAACUCUUCACUCUCAGACUCAGAAUCGCUUAGUUUCAUAAAAUCUGCAUCACGUUCAUCAAGUCGGACUGAAUGUCUCCUGCAUGAAGCCCUGGGGUUGAGCCCAGCACCACACAGACAAGCUCUGAUGCGCAGGCCUGUAAUCUCGGCUUAGAGAAACACAGGCAGGAGGAUAAGAACUUCAAAACCGUCCUUGCCUAGGUAGUGAUUUUGAGACCAGUCUGAGGAUAUAAGACUGUGCCUCAAAACACAUACACACACACACACACACACACACACACACACACACACACACACACAAAACCAAACCGAAAGAACCAUGUGUAGUCCUAAAGUUAGAGAAACGAGGAUGCUUUUUAAAAAUGUAAAUCAGCCGGGCGGUGGUGGCGCACGCCUUUAAUCCCAGCACUCGGGAGGCAGAGGCAGGCGGAUCUCUGUGAGUUAGAGGCCAGCCUGGGCUAUAGUGAGAUCCAGGACAGGCACAAAGCUACACAGAGAACCCUGUCUCAACCCCCCCACCCACCCCCAAAAAAACUACAAACAACAGGGUUACAUCACAAACAUCUGGUUUCUGUGCUCAGAAGCAAUCCAGAAAUAUGCGGAGUUGAUAACUAGUUCUCCUACUCGGAAUUUUAAAAGAAAAUUACAAAUAAGACUCAAUUACCAACCAAUCUUAAAUCGUUUUCAAAUAAAUGCUAUUAUAAAUGAUGUGACUAAAUACUGUUAUAAAAAACAACUAAGUAA